UCCUGGUUGCUGGCGCGAGCGUGUUCCGCUGCGGCUGUCCUCUGCGCGCGGACCUGCUUCCCGGGUGUGUUCCUCGCGGUCGGAGGCUAGCUGAGGCGGAGCAGACCUGGAAGUCUCUCAUUGGCCACUGUCUUUUCAAAGGAAGUCACUUGCCUCCCAGAGUCCACCUGCUCUGAGCUGUUGGGGACUCUUCAUGAGCUGAGAGAAUGGCACUCUUCAGGCAGCUGUCCCUGGGUUCCAAGGCUGCCCUGGCGGCAGCCACCAUCUUCGUGUCCCUGAUCCUCUCCCGCUCCUUUCUGGCUGAGACCCUUGAGCUCCAGGCCUGGCGCUGGCUGUUUCGCCUGCAGCUGGUCCUGUUUAUCAACUCGCUUAUGCUCAUUGGCUCCUUGUACAUCUGGCGGAGCACAGUGAGCGACCUCAGCCAUUCCCCUGCCGCGGACUCUACCUGUUUCCAGCUGUGGAAGCUGGCUGUCGUGGCAUUUCUGGCCCUGGCGCACUCCAGUUUUUUCACCAUGCUCUUCUUGGUAGCCGAGGAGCCCUGCGUGUUUUCCUUAGUAGCCUACUCCUGCCUGGGUGCUUAUCUCAUCAUGGUGUUCUUCCUUUGUGUCUUGAGUGCGGUGGAGCAGGCCUACCAGUUCUUAGCCUGGCGCAGUGGGAGGGCGGUGGGCAGCCUGCACAAGACAAGGCACCUGGUGCUCAGGACUGCCCUGGCGGUGGCCGUGACAGCUGUGCUCAGCACGGUUGGCCUUCUGAAUGCUGCCCAGCCCCCAGUGGUGAAAACCGUGGAGGUGCCCAUCCAUCAGCUGCCCCCCUCCAUGAACAACCUCAAGAUCGUGCUCCUCUCAGAUAUUCACUUGGGGCCCACAGUGGGCAGGAGCAAGAUGGAGAUGUUCGUGAAAAUGGUGAACACGCUGCGGCCGGACAUCACGGUGAUCGUGGGCGACCUCUCCGAUUCAGAGGCCUCCAUCCUACGGACGGCAGUCACCCCUUUGGGCCAGCUCCGUUCCCGCCUCGGCACCUACUUCGUCACAGGUAAUCAUGAGUACUACACGUCAGAUGUCAGCAACUGGUUUGCGCUACUGGAAUCCUUGCAUGUCCGGCCGCUGCAUAAUGAGAACGUCAAGAUCUCUGCCCCCAGGGACCCGGGCAGUCGGGGUAGUGACAAAGAAUGGGUCUGCCUGGCAGGCGUGGAUGACAUUGAAGCAGACAUCCUUCACUACUCUGGACACGGCAUGGACCUUGACAAGGCUCUGGAGGGUUGCAGCCCAGACGAUGCCAUUGUCUUACUGGCUCACCAGCCUCUGGCUGCCAAGAGAGCCCUCCAGGCUCGGCCGGAUAUCAACUUGAUCCUUUCCGGGCACACUCAUGCAGGGCAGAUCUUCCCCUGGAAUGUCAUGGCCUAUCUCCUGAACCCUUUCUUUGCUGGACUCUACCAAGUAGGCCAGGCUACAUUUGUGUACGUUAGCCCGGGUACAGCCUACUAUGGAAUACCCAUGAGGCUGGGGAGCAGGGCAGAAAUCACAGAACUCAUCCUGUGGCGGGCUCCCUAAGCCCGCACUGGUGGCCCUGCCCUGCCCUGCCCUGGCCCAUCACUUUUGUCCAUCUCCUGCUCCGGCUCAGCCCUGCCAGCAUCCUUUGGCCACAGCCUUCUGGGAACAACAAUUUACAGUGGGGCUGCCUGGCAAGUUCAGGCUGGUUUAACUCUUGAGAGAAAUCAGUUGCUUUUUUAUAACACACCUGUGGGUCCAUAAAUUAGAACACACAUUUGUUUUCCAGCUGCUGUAGAGAGGGGCCUUUUUUGCAGAGGGCGGAGGUGUGGGAGGGGUCACCUCUUGCUCAAACUCAGGGAGAGGCAGGAACACUUACUUGUCUUUGUGGGUUUAGCCCUGGUUAGGGCUUCAGUGGGUUCUGGAAUUACUUGAUCUGGGGACAGUUGGUUUGGGCAC
Acomys russatus (golden spiny mouse) is the source of this 1946-nucleotide messenger RNA. It is a transcript of the gene Tmppe, whose product is annotated as transmembrane protein with metallophosphoesterase domain. The transcript is spliced from 2 exons. Gene Ontology annotation, molecular function: hydrolase activity. NCBI's taxonomy places the organism in Eukaryota, Metazoa, Chordata, Mammalia, Rodentia, Muridae. The record is from RefSeq and is a predicted model, not a curated record. The coding region runs from base 207 to 1550 and encodes 447 amino acids.